Molecule: messenger RNA, 1055 nt
Organism: Anoplopoma fimbria (sablefish)
Lineage: Eukaryota; Metazoa; Chordata; Actinopteri; Perciformes; Anoplopomatidae
Exons: 7
Coding region: 1-900 (299 amino acids)
Biological process (GO): homophilic cell-cell adhesion
Cellular component (GO): cell-cell junction
Molecular function (GO): ionotropic glutamate receptor binding
Source: RefSeq, a predicted model, not a curated record
AUGGGUUCUUCUGGAAGAUGGAUGCUCUGGACCGUGUGUGUGUGUUUCGCUGCUCUGGAAAACGCUGCACUCAGGGUAACCAUGAGGGAAUCGAGCCUGCAGGUGGUUCAAGGCGAUGUUGUCGUCCUGCCCUGCUCUUUCUUCACCUCCAGUCCUCUCUCCAGACUCAACGUUAUCUGGACUCUGGCUCCCUUCUCCAGUCCUGAAUCCCCAAUACAGGUGAUUGUGUACGACCAUGGACAGGAGAUUGAAGACCCGUCAUUCAUUGGCAGGGUUGGUUUUACAGGUAUUCCCUGGAGUGCAGAUAUUGUCCUGAAUGACACACGUGUAUCAGAUGCUGGUACUUACCGCUGCAUGGUCAAUAACCCACCAGAGACAGCCGAUCCCGGCAUAGGAGAGCUGGAGCUCAGUGUUCUGGCGCCACCUUCGCUGCCUGUGUGCCAGUGGGAUGGAGACAUUGAUAUGGGAGGAAGUGUCACGCUGUCCUGCUCGGUGGCGGAGGGCGUCCCAAGUCCAGAAAUCCGCUGGGACAAACUGAAUCCAGAAGAAAUCGCACUUCCCAUCAACAUGGAGGGAGAUCUGUCGGGCUCCGUCCAGAUUGUCAAUGUGUCAUCUCAGACGUCGGGCCUGUAUCGUUGCUCUGCCAAUAACCUGCUGGGUACAGAGAACUGCUACGUCAACCUGUCCAUUUACACAGCCCCAGAUAGUUCCUCAGGCCUACUGCAGGGCGUGCUGCUCACCUUGUCCAUGAGCCUGGUGUUGCUGGCGCUGCUGGUGCUUGUGCUGUGGCUCCAUCGCACAGGACAGGACGGGAGGUGGAGGGAGGGGAAAGAAGAGGAGGAGGAGUGUUACAAUGAGAUACGAUAUACUCCGUCUCUGAUGAAGCGUUCGUUUGUUUGAUUUGUCAACACCCACAGGAAUUUGAAAAAAAGAAAAAGAGAUGCUCCAACCCGGGGUAUCAAACGAAAGACUUUCAAAUUUUUUUGUUUCAUUCAGAUAAUUGAUUUUUUACAGCCUAGCCAGUUCUCCUUGCAAACCACUGUACCUACUGUGCA